AUGCCUAUGUUGAAAGACCCCUCUAUUAAGUACAAACCAUUUGACCCCAAACUAACUUUAAAUGAUCGUCAAUGGCCUUCUAAAACUCUAACCAAGCCACCAAGAUGGCUAUCUACUGAUUUAAGGGAUGGUAACCAAUCUUUGCCUGACCCAAUGUCCAUACCCGAGAAAAAGGCAUAUUUUACCAAGCUUGUUGAAAUUGGAUUCAAGGAGAUCGAAGUUGCCUUUCCUUCGGCUUCACAGAUUGAUUUUGAUUUUACAAAAUGGUGUGUUGAAAAUGCUCCCUCUGAUGUUUCUAUUCAAGUCUUAUCACCAUGUCGUCCUGAUUUGAUCAAACGAACAAUUGAAUCCUUGAAAGGUGCUAAAAGAGCCACUGUUCACAUUUAUUUAGCCACCUCAGAUUGUUUCCGAACUGUUGUUUUCAAUAUGACACCGGACGAAACUCUUGCAAAAGCAGUUGAAUGCACAUCACUUGUUAGAUCUUUAACUAAAGAUAAUCACGAACUUGAGAAUACUGAUUGGGAUUUCGAGUUCUCACCAGAGACAUUUUCUGAUACUUCGCCUGGUUUUGCCCUAAAGGUUUGUGAAGUUGUAAAGGAGGCAUGGGGACCAACUACUGAGAAACCAAUCAUUUUCAAUCUACCUGCAACAGUUGAAAUGUCGACUCCAAAUGUUUAUGCAGAUCAAAUUGAAUAUUUCUCGAGGAAUAUAUCGAAUAGGGAGACCGUCUGUAUCUCUUUGCACCCUCAUAAUGACCGUGGUUGUGCAGUUGCUGCAGCAGAGCUAGCGCAAUUGGCUGGUGCUGAUAGAGUCGAAGGCUGCCUUUUUGGUAAUGGUGAAAGAACAGGUAAUGUUGAUCUUGUCACGCUGGCCCUCAACCUCUAUACCCAAGGUAUUCAUCCAAACAUCGAUUUCUCUGAUUUAUCCUCUGUUAUCGAAAUAGUGGAAAAAUGUAACAAAAUUCCAAUUCACCCAAGAGCUCCAUAUGGGGGGCAAUUGGUUGUCUGUGCAUUUUCUGGCUCUCAUCAGGAUGCAAUCAAAAAGGGUUUCAAGAAAUACGAAGAACAAGUUACUCAAACUGGUGAUAUUACUUGGAAGAUUCCAUAUUUACCAUUAGAUCCACAGGACAUCGGACGUACUUAUGAAGCCAUCAUUAGAGUUAAUUCCCAGUCCGGAAAAGGUGGUGCGUCUUGGAUCAUUUUAAGGAAUCUGGAAUUAGAUUUGCCAAGAGGUUUACAAAUAGACUUCUCCAAGCAUGUUCAAUUAGAGUCUGAAUGGAGAGGAAGAGAAUUGAAAACUAAAGAGAUUAUAGACCUUUUCAAGGACAAGUAUUUUGUCUAUGAUGAAAAUGAUGCCAAUGAUACCGAAACAACCGCAAUGCUUGAUUACUUGAAACUAACUAAUUAUACAGUUACUAACUCUGAGAAGACUAGGGAUAUCAUUGCACAUAUCUCCUCUAAGAGUAAAGAACUAGAAAUAAAGGGGUCAGGAAAUGGUCCUAUUUCCGCUCUUGCCAAUGCAUUUAGCAAUUAUUUUGGAAUUAACAUUGAUGUUAUUCAUUACAAUGAACAUACUCUAGGUAAGGAUUCUCAAUCUAAGGCCGUAGGCUAUAUUGGCAUCCGUGCUGGUGAUAAUGAGUCAAUCAUAUGGGGUGUGGGUAUUAAUGAAGAUGUUACCGAAGCAGGUAUGAUUGCCAUUGUUAACACUAUUAACGUAUGCAUCAGGGAUAAAAUCAUCAAAUUAAAGUAA
This is a messenger RNA of Pichia kudriavzevii, 1749 nucleotides long. RefSeq lists its product as uncharacterized. Gene Ontology annotation, biological process: L-leucine biosynthetic process. Gene Ontology annotation, cellular component: mitochondrion. NCBI's taxonomy places the organism in Eukaryota, Fungi, Ascomycota, Pichiomycetes, Pichiales, Pichiaceae. The record is from RefSeq and is a predicted model, not a curated record. Gene Ontology annotation, molecular function: 2-isopropylmalate synthase activity. The transcript has a single exon. Bases 1 to 1749 code for a protein of 582 amino acids.